GGUCCCUCAAACGACAAACACCCAUCCACGAUGCUCCGAAUUUUCCACAUACCCCAGGCAGAUCCCAACCCCAUCAUUUUGGCUGGUUCACCAUGGCCUAUUAUCUGGAUUUUGGCGGCUUAUCUGCUGUUUGUUUUCAAAUUCGGCAAGCUACUGAUGAAGAAUCGAAAGCCCUUCGAUUUGAAAGUAGUUCUAAAGGUUUACAAUAUCAUGCAAGUGAUAUAUAAUGGAAUUUACUUUGGAGUGGUAUUCUACUACAUGUUCAUCGAGGGCAUUUGCAAUCUUCGGUGCAUGGAGAGCUUUCCCCAGGGGCACACGCACAAGCAACUGGAACGAGUGGUGCAUGCCGCGUAUUUGAUCAACAAGGUGCUCGACCUACUGGACACCGUGUUCUUUGUGCUGCGAAAGAGCUUCAAGCAGGUCACCUUCCUGCAUAUAUACCACCAUGUGUUCAUGGCCUUUGGAAGCUAUGCGCUGACCCGAUAUUAUGGCACUGGUGGCCAUUUGAAUGCAGUGGGAUUACUCAACUCCCUGGUGCACACGAUCAUGUAUAGUUACUACUUCCUGUCCUCGGAAUAUCCCCAAGUGAAGUCCAAUAUCGGAUGGAAGAAAUACAUAACACUGACCCAGAUCAGCCAGUUCUUCUUGAUCUUCAGUUACGCUUCUUAUGUGCGAUUCUUCUCGCCAAACUGCGGCGUUCCCCGUGGAAUUCUCUAUUUGAACAUGCUGCAAGGCGUAGUCUUCAUUUGUCUGUUUGGCAAGUUCUACAUCCAGACCUACCUGCGAUUACCUAAGACCCCUAAAUCGAAGCAGCCGUAGUCUAAUCUAGAAAUCACCCUCUCCCCUUUUCCCCUUCCCCUUUUAAUAUAUUCGAGUGCAUUCAAUUAGUCAAACUAACUAAACACGCGCUCCUUGUCCUUGGGAAAGUCAAACUGUCUCUGGGACUUUAGGCCGAUGAACUUUAGGAUAAAGAAUAGCCAAGCUAUAUCUCAAAUAAAUCGAAUAAAAGUA
Drosophila ficusphila is the source of this 1011-nucleotide messenger RNA. RefSeq names its product elongation of very long chain fatty acids protein F. Bases 31 to 819 code for a protein of 262 amino acids. Lineage: Eukaryota; Metazoa; Arthropoda; Insecta; Diptera; Drosophilidae. The record is from RefSeq and is a predicted model, not a curated record. Gene Ontology annotation, molecular function: fatty acid elongase activity. Gene Ontology annotation, cellular component: endoplasmic reticulum membrane. Gene Ontology annotation, biological process: fatty acid elongation, polyunsaturated fatty acid; very long-chain fatty acid biosynthetic process; sphingolipid biosynthetic process. The transcript has 3 exons.